Molecule: messenger RNA, 1496 nt
Organism: Pleuronectes platessa (European plaice)
Lineage: Eukaryota; Metazoa; Chordata; Actinopteri; Pleuronectiformes; Pleuronectidae
Product: WD repeat, SAM and U-box domain-containing protein 1
Exons: 12
Coding region: 1-1197 (398 amino acids)
Biological process (GO): protein ubiquitination
Molecular function (GO): ubiquitin-protein transferase activity; protein binding
Source: RefSeq, a predicted model, not a curated record
AUGAUCGAACAGGAUAUAAAGGAGCUCAAAUCGCAGCACACAGACGACCUGCUCGCCACCUGCUCGGCCGAUAAAACACUCAGCGUGUACGACACCGCGGAUUUCUCGGAGCUGCCCGGCUCUCCGGUGUCCGGACACGGCUACGGGGUUUACUAUGGCAGCUGUGUGGAGUUUCGACUGGCCUCCUGUGGUCAGGACAGCCAGCUGAAAAUAUGGAUUGUUUCCCAGCGUGAAGGAGCAGCUUGGGUCAUGAAGCGCCUCCACACUGUCACCAGUCAUUCGGCUCCAGUUCUGUCCUGUGCCCUCUCCCUCUCUGAUGGAGAUCUGGUCGUCUCAGGUUCAGUGGAUAAAAGUGUUGCAGUACAUGACACAAACGCGGGAGCCCCGCUCCACACUUUGAAACAGCACGACAGGUAUGUCGCUGCUGUAGCUCUGUCUCCCACCAUGCCGUGGAUUGCAACCGGCUCCAUGGACAGAACGGUGAACGUGUGGAGAAUAGGAGAUGGCUUAACUGGCAAAUGCUUAACAGGGGAUUGUUCGCGGCUGAAUCGAGGCCGACAGAGUGCCGAGCCUCUCAGACUGGGAGACUCCACACACUCCCCGGCAGAGCUGGUGGUACUCUGCUCACUGUCAUGCAGAUCCAGUGAGUGGAUGUGUUGCGUCUGUCGCUUCAACAAUUCGCUCCAGACUGAUCUCAACGACGGCUGGUGCAUCAGCCACGAGCGUUUGAGUGCAAAUGUCCAUCACAGCUACACAGGAAGGAAGUUGCCGGGUCACUUCAGGCCGCUGGUUGCUGAUUGGUCGGAGGGGGAUGUGCAGACUUGGCUGCACGAGGAGGAACUAGAGCCGCUUGUUGGCAACUUUAAAGCCAACAUCGAUGGACCGGAGCUUAGCCGGCUGAACAAGGAAACAGCCUCAGAGCUCGGAAUUGAGUCGGUGGGCCUCCGUCUCCUGAGGAAGAUCGAGGCCUUGAAGGCAGAGCAGAGCGGUUCAGACGCUCCCCAUGAGUUUCUGUGUCCAAUCACCAGAGAGCUGACGAGGGAUCCAGUCAUCUCUGCAGAUGGGUAUUCCUACGAGAGCUGGAUCAGAGGCAAGAACAAAACCAGCACCAUGACCAACCUGCCCCUGCAGACCACACUCCUAACCCCCAACAGGUCUCUGAAGAUGGCCAUCACACGUUGGAAGUCGAGUCAGUAGAGAGCAUCUCGUUUCAGCUUGUUUGUCAGAAUCCACCAAAAAGGUCCUUACUCAUUAAAGUAAAAACUGAUAUAAAGUUUUGUUCAGGGUGAAGCUCAAGAGUCAAAUUUGAAAGAAUAACCUGAAUGUGAGGUUUAAGAUAAGUCGAUCGUAAACAAGACGUUCGUUUUAUUUACAACAACUGAAUAUGCCUGCCAAUGUCAAGGCAAUAUAAUGUAUUGUAUAUAUUUAUAUGUAAUCAAUACUGUGUAUUUUUGAUGACACUCCCACUUUUAAGAAGAUGUAACAAGUGUAGUUCA